Messenger RNA from Onthophagus taurus, 1915 nucleotides. It is a transcript of the gene Task7, whose product is annotated as TWIK-related acid-sensitive K[+] channel 7. Gene Ontology annotation, cellular component: plasma membrane. Gene Ontology annotation, molecular function: potassium ion leak channel activity; outward rectifier potassium channel activity. Lineage: Eukaryota; Metazoa; Arthropoda; Insecta; Coleoptera; Scarabaeidae. Gene Ontology annotation, biological process: stabilization of membrane potential; potassium ion transmembrane transport. The record is from RefSeq and is a predicted model, not a curated record.
UCAACCCUGGAUGAAAGGUCACAAAGUUGUUUCUCCCAUGGAUUCCCGUCAAAGGGAUCUCCAUUUAAGACAGCUUCCUAAUUCACCAACGAGUAACCUACAUUUUCGAUUUUUUCAAUUAUUUACGUUUCUAAUGAUAGUUUAUGUGGGUGCAUUGUUAUACAGGGCCUUGUCGAUAAUGAUGAGAUGCAGAAAGAGAAAUCGUAGCUUCACAAAUUUGGUACAAGUUGAAGCUAGAAUAUGAAAACUUAACGAUCGAUAAGAGACAACAAAAAAAAAGAUGAAGCGACAAAAUGUUAGAACUUUAUCGUUGGUUAUUACUACUUUUACUUAUUUAUUAGUGGGUGCGGCCGUUUUUGAUGCAUUGGAAUCUAAAGAGGAAUUAAUCCGUGAUGGAAUGCUAAAAGAUAUUAGCGGGGCUUUAAAGAAAAAAUACAACAUAUCAGACGAUGACUACAAAAUGAUGGAACUUGUAAUAACCGAAUAUAAACCACAUAAAGCUGGACCACAAUGGAAAUUUGCUGGAUCGUUUUAUUUUGCGACCGUUGUUUUAGCAAUGAUAGGUUACGGUCAUUCAACGCCAGUUACAGCUGGGGGAAAAGCGUUUUGUAUGGGAUAUGCUAUGGUUGGAAUUCCUUUAGGUUUGGUAAUGUUUCAAAGUAUUGGUGAACGUUUAAACAAAUUUGCUUCGGUUGUAAUAAGACAAUUUAAAAAAUACUUUAAUUGUCAACGAAUAGAGGCAACAGAAAUGAAUUUAAUGUGCGCCACAGCGACUUUAUCGACAAUUAUUAUAACAACAGGAGCGGCCGUUUUUUCAAGAUAUGAAGGAUGGACUUAUUUUGAUAGUUUUUAUUACUGUUUCGUUACUUUAACCACAAUUGGUUUUGGAGAUUAUGUUGCGCUACAAAACGAUAACGCCUUACAAAAUAAACCUGGAUAUGUCGCUCUUAGUUUAGUUUUUAUAUUAUUUGGUUUGGCAGUUGUUGCAGCAAGUAUUAACUUGUUGGUUUUAAGAUUUAUGACGAUGAAUGCUGAAGAUAUAAGAAGAGAUGAUAAUGAAUGUAUGCAAUCAUCAUCAAAUAACGUUUUAACUUUAGACGGUGAAGUAAUGGCCGUUAAUGGAAAAUUAUUAGCGGGACAUCACACAGGCGAGUUAACGGAAAUCGACCAAAUGUCAGUGUGUUCUUGUAAUUGUUUGGGAUUAACGCAUAGCGAAAAUCAAGAAUUAUUACUAGAUACGAGUUAUCAACCAUCCCAAACGAUAUUAUCUUCUGGGUCUACUAUAAAAAGAGCUUCGGUGUGACAGAAAUUUUGAAAAACAAAAAAUUGUAGGUUGGUAAGCAUGUUCGUAAUAAAAUGAACUUACAAUUAGUUUGGUGUGCCAAGCUCCCUGUGAUUUCUUACAUUACUAUUUUGAUGUGAUAUUUAUAUUUAGUCGACAGAUUUUAAACACAUGAUUAACACACACAUACAAAUAUUGAUUUAUUGAAAUUGAAAUCCCAUUUUAAUCUCGUGGGUUUUUAAUAACUUUUUCACGAAAGGCACAUGUUAUAGUAACGAUUUUAAAUGAAACCUUUAUACUUCUAAUAUAAGACAUAAGUCGUUUUAUAGCAUGCAACAAUUUUAAGUAAAUUUUAAAUCAUAAUUCUUGUUUUUUUUGACAGUUGAAUGAUUUCAAUUACAUCUAAAUCGCGUCCAAGAACGCAUUAAUUUAGGUUUUUAUUCAAAAUGUGUUAAAUGAAAUUACAAAUUAAUAUAGAACAUAAAGUUAUACUUGAAUAUUAUGUGACUUUCGUGAAAUAGACCCCUGAAAACAAUCCGUAGUUGUUUUGUACAUUUUUACAGCGAUUGUAUAACUCGCCUUUUAGAAGAAAAAAGAAAGCAAAAAAAAAUGUUUUUUGCUUUUGAUGUUUGU